This is a messenger RNA of Fusarium redolens, 2373 nucleotides long. RefSeq names its product OPT oligopeptide transporter protein-domain-containing protein. The transcript has 3 exons. Bases 1 to 2373 code for a protein of 790 amino acids. Lineage: Eukaryota; Fungi; Ascomycota; Sordariomycetes; Hypocreales; Nectriaceae. Gene Ontology annotation, molecular function: oligopeptide transmembrane transporter activity. Gene Ontology annotation, biological process: transmembrane transport. The record is from RefSeq and is a predicted model, not a curated record.
AUGGUUUCUCUCCAGGUCCCAUCGGCGGAGCCAACAAAACGAGGCAGUUUCCGAAUCACGCCGAGUCGGUUGGGCUUCACCGAUGACUCCGAAAAGGCGCCUCUGACGCCCGUCGGGGAGAAGUUCAUCGAGCCUCGGAGCCGGUUGUCUUCUCGACCGGACUCCAUCGAGAGUGUCGAAGACUUCGUAACUAAGGUACUGCAUGCUGACGAUGACCUGUCUUUAAAUCCAUGGACGUUCCGAAUGUGGUUUAUUGGGAUCGGACUUGGAAUAUUCGGCGCUAUUAUGGAAACGAUAUAUUUCUUUCGCCCGGUUACCUUAGACGUGUCCAACGUUUUCUUGGCCCUCGUGGGCUAUAUUCUUGGCACCGUUUUCGAGUGGGCUAUUCCGAGGAAGGGCUUUCUGGGCCGAUGGCUUAAUCCUCACCCAUUUAACAUGAAGGAGCAUGCCGCCAUCGUCGUAUUAGCCUCAUCAGCCGCACAGGCCGCGCUGGCAGUGGAAGUCAUUGCUGUCCAAAGACUGUUCUAUGAUACGGCUCCCAAUGCUCUGGUCUCCAUCCUCGUUGUUGUCUCCUCACAAUGUGUGGGCUACGGUUUCGCUGGCCUCCUCCGCCGAGCCUUGGUGUAUCCAACCAAGAUGGUAUGGCCAGCCCUCCUACCAAUGAACACAUUACUCGAAACACUCCACCGCGAUAGGAAUGAGACUAGGAAACGCCUGCGAUUCUUUUGGAUAGUUCUCGUUGCUAUCUUCUUCUGGGAAUUACUUCCAGAAUAUAUCAUGCCAAUUUUGACCGGAGUCAGCAUAUUUUGUUUGGGAAGGCGGGACAGUAUGGUUUUCACCAACGUUUUCGGCGGGUCAAACGGCAACGAAGGUCUCGGAAUCCUUUCCCUAGGAUUAGACUGGCAGCUUAUUUCUAGUAAACCGUUAUGGACUCCUCUCCUGACUCUAGGAAACAGCUUAGCUGGAUAUUUACUCUGCAUUGCCCUCUUCUUAUGCGUGUACUAUGGCAACACCUGGGAUGCGCAGAAGUUUCCAUUCCUGUCUCAGCUACUCUUCUCUCGCGAUUCUACCUCCUCAAAUUAUGUCAUCUACAACCAGACAAAGAUUCUUGACGAUAAAAACGUACUCCUGCCAUCGGCGCUUGAAGAGGAAGGGAUUCCUUUUUUUGCAGGCACCUACGCGAUGUUUCUGUUUACCACGAACCUCGCAGUCUCGGCAACAAUAAGUCACCUCCUGCUAUGGAAUUGGGAGGACAUCAAGAUGGGUUAUUCUUUCCUUUCACCGAGUUCUCUUCGAAGACUGUUCUCUCCGCUGUCUUGGAGCUUGAGGAGCAACCGGGACCCCGGAUCUGACAAGGAGAAAGAUCCUCAUUACCGUCUAAUGCUCGCAUAUCCAGAAUGCCCUAGCUGGUGGUACACUCUAAUACUUCUCCUGUCAGUAAUCAUGGGUAUCAUUGCAAUCUACACGGCUCAGUCCACGCUGCCAUGGUAUGGUUUCUUGACCAGCAUCGCCGUGACUGGUACUUUCAUACUCUUUUUCGGUGCACAGGUCGCGCUCACUGGAUUUCAGGGAAAUGUCCAGCCGAUUGUACAGAUGAUCGGAGGGUAUCUUCAUCCCGGCCAGCCGUUAGCGAACAUGUAUUUCACCCUAUUCGGCUACAAUUCUGUCAUCCAGGGCAUUAGCAUGGUGCAAGACUUGAAGUUCGGACAGUACGCGAAGCUGCCGCCAAAAGCCACUUUCUCAACGCAGCUCGCUGGAACUUUGAUUGGCGGAAUAAUCAACUACAUCAUGAUGGUUGAGAUUACCACCAAUCAGAGGGACAUUCUAUUGUCCAUUCAAGGUACCAACGUUUGGUCUGGUCAGAAUAUCCAGCAAUUUAAUUCUCAAGCCAUAGCAUGGGGCGCGUUAGCAAAAGAGAUGUUCUCGCCAGGCUCUCGCUAUGAACUUAUACCAAUCGGAUUGCUACUUGGCUUUUUGCCCCCGCUCCUAUUCCACACUCUGGACCGAGCAUACCCGACUAUCGGCUUCUCAAAGGUCAAUACCCCUAUCAUUCUUGCAUAUGCAGGGUUUCUCAGUGUUGGUAUCUCGUCCUCGAUGCUCACUUACUUUAUCAUCGGCUUUGCAAGUCAGUUCUGGCUACGCCGUUGGAAGCCAAACUGGUUCGUAAAGUACAACUACGUCCUGUCUGCGGCUCUCGAUGGCGGCACGCAGAUCCUGGUAUUCAUCCUCACUUAUACAGUUCUAGGCGGUGUGGGUCCGGAGGUCAAGUUUCCCAAGUAUUGGGGCAAUAACUCAGACGGAAACUUUGACUACUGCAUGAGGGAUCCGGCUGCCGGAUCUGUGGCUGCGGGGCCUGUAGAUCUGGACGGAUAG